This is a messenger RNA of Pocillopora verrucosa, 730 nucleotides long. RefSeq lists its product as uncharacterized. Lineage: Eukaryota; Metazoa; Cnidaria; Anthozoa; Scleractinia; Pocilloporidae. The record is from RefSeq and is a predicted model, not a curated record.
CGACGGUUCAUAUAGUUACUCCUCGAAGCUUUCCGGAAAUUUUCAUUAAGCUUUGCAGGAGACGGUCAAGGAGCAACGACAUAUAGAAAAGGUUAUCAUGAAGGGAUCGCUACUGUUAAUCGCUUGCCUGUUGGCUCUGACACUGAUGACUGUUGAAGGAAAAUCUGUCUUGAAACAGAAAGAGGAACCAAACGACAAGGAAACAGAAACGGAAGGAGAUAGCGAAGACAAGGAAGUGGAAGAUUCUUCUGCGUCCGGAAGUGGAUCGGGAAAAGGAAAGGACUGUUACGGCCAAGGAUGUGGAGGAUACCCUUACCCACAGCAGCCACAAUAUCCAUAUCCUCAGCAGCCAUACCCUCAGCAGCCAUACCCUCAGCAGCCUUACCCCCCUCAGCAGCCCUACCCCCCUCAGCAGCCCUACCCAUACCCCGCACCAUAUCCAUCAAGCUCACCUUGUGGAACUCCCGGAUGCAUGAAAUUUAAGAAGGGCAAGAAAGAGAGCUCGAAAGGAAAGAAAAUCAGCGACGAAAAGAAGCACAAGAAGCAUCAUUAACUUGGAUAACAGAAAUUAUUCGCACAUUGAUAAUUUUUCGAGGAGAAAAUAUCUUAAACUCACAUGUUGAGUACCUCAGGGAGCGCUCAAAUGAGGCUUUUACAUGUCCCAAACAUUUCUGAGUAUAGAUUUUCUUCGGAGCUGAAAAUAAAUACUUGAAAUAAUCUUGAAACUGUA